AUGGCUCUAGGCGUCUGGGGGGUAUGUUACGAGAUAUGGAUGUGGUUAAUGCUGCCCAUAUUGAGUGGGCCCGCUUUUUGUGACAGAUUCAAUGUGGAGAAUUCAAGUAGACCGUGA
Messenger RNA from Colletotrichum lupini, 117 nucleotides. RefSeq lists its product as uncharacterized. NCBI's taxonomy places the organism in Eukaryota, Fungi, Ascomycota, Sordariomycetes, Glomerellales, Glomerellaceae. The record is from RefSeq and is a predicted model, not a curated record. The transcript has a single exon. Bases 1 to 117 code for a protein of 38 amino acids.